Drosophila albomicans is the source of this 819-nucleotide messenger RNA. RefSeq names its product vacuolar protein sorting-associated protein 28 homolog (gene Vps28). Gene Ontology annotation, biological process: protein transport to vacuole involved in ubiquitin-dependent protein catabolic process via the multivesicular body sorting pathway. Gene Ontology annotation, cellular component: ESCRT I complex. NCBI's taxonomy places the organism in Eukaryota, Metazoa, Arthropoda, Insecta, Diptera, Drosophilidae. The coding region runs from base 102 to 734 and encodes 210 amino acids. The record is from RefSeq and is a predicted model, not a curated record. The transcript has a single exon. Gene Ontology annotation, molecular function: protein-containing complex binding.
GCUGUAUAUCAACAAUUGCUAUCGUUCUUCGUCAUACGUCCGAGCUAAUUUUCGCAUUUAAUUUACAACACAAAAAAGACAAAGCUGGUAAUUCGUCAGCCAUGCAGGAACAAAGCCCCGAGUUGUACGAGGAGGUCAAACUAUUCCGCAAUGCUCGCGAACGCGAGAAGUACGAUAACAUGGCCGAUUUGUAUGCCAUCAUAAACACAAUACAGCAGCUGGAGAAGGCGUAUAUCAGAGAUUGUAUUACGCCGCAGGAAUACACAGCAGCGUGCUCCAAGCAUUUGGUGCAAUACAAGAUUGCCUUCAAGCAGGUGCAGUGCGAUGAGUUUCCCACUGUCGACACAUUUGUGAAGAAGUUCCGCCUGGAUUGCCCUGCGGCCCUGGAGCGUAUUCGCGAAGAUCGUCCGAUUACCAUACGCGAUGACAAGGGCAACACAUCGAAGUGCAUUGCGGAAAUUGUGUCGCUGUUUAUCACGAUCAUGGACAAAUUGAGGCUGCAAAUCAAUACCAUGGACGCACUGCAGCCAGAUGUCAAGGAUCUGGCGGACAAUAUGAGUCGCUUGUCGCUCAUUCCCGAGGACUUUGAUGCCAAGGAGAAGGUGGACAAAUGGUUAGGCACGCUGAACGAUAUGCAGGCAUCCGAUGAGCUGACCGAGGCGCAAGUUCGUCAAUUCCUUUUCGAUCUAGAGUCGGCCUAUGCCGAUUUCAACAAGCUACUCCAUAGCCAGUAAUUGUUAAUGCUUUUUAUAACGUCGUACAUUAUUAUAGUCUGUAUUAUUCGUAAACUGUCUCAAUAAAAGAACAAAUUUAAGAAUA